CACGACAGUUUAUUAUCACGAUUAUUUUUGCUUUGAGGUAAAAUCACGAGCACCAAAGUGUCCCCUCUGAUGUUUGCUGUAACUGUUCAGGUCACAGCGAGGUGUGGACACACAGAAAGGAAGCAAUGCAGAAGGAGAAAACGUGCACGUGCGCGUGGCUGAGAGUGAGAAGAGGGAAGUCGAGGUUGUCUGUAAGAGAGGACGUGCGCAGAAUGGGAAGCACUCUUCACCGCGGCCCUGAGAGGAGCAGCCCGGGCUCCUGUGACAGACUCUGAUUCAGCAUGCAGAGGUGGAACAGCUGCUGUCUGUGAGCCUGACACCAUCUAAUCCAGCAGACAUGUUAACUGCAGGCCUCGUGGUCGGACUGCUCGGUGCCCUCAUCUCGGGUCAGCGAGCGGAGCUCCUCGGUGCCACUGUUGGAGGCUCUGUGCUGGUUCCCUGUAAACUCCCAGCUCCACUAAGCCUGAAGUGGUUUUACUGGCAGGAGGACGAGACUGAAAACAUUUUGAUUCAUUGUGAUCAAACUUGUGAUACAACAACUGAAGUCUACAGGAACAGAGUUACAGUCUUUGCUUCUGAGUUUGGAUCGGGGAACAUCUCCAUUAAACUUCACAGUGUUACAGCUGCAGAUGACCAGAAGUCGUUCUGGGUCAUGGCUUCCUUCAAAGACAGAUGUGAGCGCUGCUGCAACUCAACACUGCAGGUUUCAGCUCCUUACAGAGGUAUAAACCUGACCAUUGACACAGCAGACACUGCGACCUGCACAGCGCGUGGAGGAUACCCUGAAUCCAGCGUGUCAUGGUCAGGUCAAAACAUGACCAGUGGUGAAUAUGUGGACCUGCAUGAAUACAAACCGACCCACGAGAGGGACGCAAAGGAUGGAACCUUCACUGUAAGGAGCUCCGUCAGUGUGAAGGAGCUGGUGUCUGUGACCUGCCGCAUCACCAACCCUCGCUCCAACCAAAGCAUCAACAGCACCACAGAGAUGGACAGAGAUGGUGCUGGUCCAGACACAAAUCCAGGAGUGCACUCAUCCAUAAGUCUAGUGUCUGUCUUAAUAGUACUAGUACUACUAGUAAUAGCAGUAAUAGCAGUAGGCAAAUACAUCUGCUACAAGAAAUGCUGCAAAUCUGGAGAUGAAUCCAAUGGACAACUGAAUGGAGAACAGCCAGGAGGUGAAAACCAUGCAGAUCAACAAAUGGAGCUCCAAGAAGAACCUCAAGAGGCAGCAAAUGAAGGGAACACAGACCACGAGGAUCCACAGCAUGAAGAGGAGCAGGGAGAUGCACAUCGAGACAACGAGGACCUAAACCUUCUACGUGGAGCAGAAAACCAGGAGCACCGCCCUGCAGGUGGUGCAGAGGAAGGCGGAGGCAGCGUGCAGGCAAACACAGGCUAAACUGAGGAUGGGUUCAUUGUUCGACUGCACUCACACACGCUGUAAUCAAGACGACGGCUGUGCGGCCGACACACCAGAGGCAUCGCCAGAGUUGUUUCCUGAAGAGAUUAAACCUUUUUAUUUGCACAGUUCAGUUUAAAAUGACCUGUUAUUGGCUCUUUCUUAGUGCCAACGAGUUCUUCUCCAGGCUUGGCUGACUCAGUGAAACCUACUGUAAAAUCAGUGAAAGAUGCAGAGAGCGGGCGGUGCUGUCUGCACUGUGUGAACAUCAGAAUGACCCAAAACGUUCUGUUUGAGCUCUGCUUUUGCUUCAAGACGCCAAGAAGGACAAAACGAUCAAAUGAACUGUGAGCCGGUGAAGCUGCUGUGACUGACUGAGCUCAGCUCUCCUCGAGCAAUAAAACGGAUUUCGUGUUUUUAUUGUUUUCCAGCUGAACUGGGUCCGAUCAGCUGCACUGUUUUCUUGUUUGUCACUUUAUUUAAAGAAAAGAUUCUGAACUUUAAGAGUCUUCAAUCCAGAAUUUCAUAACUUAAUGCUGUUUUAGAUGUUAGCUGACAUCUGCUGUAUGCGGUAAAUACAGAUUAUAGGAGGCUGAAUCCAUCUUUGCUGUGUGAGAAUGAGGAGCAGUGAAUUGGUGCUAGAAGACUAAUAAUGAUGACGAUGAUUCGGCAGCAUGUAAAUGUAGUGUUGCUAUGAACAUGUUCACAACAGUUUUUUACUUCAUCUUUUAUAUAUUUAUUUAUACAUUUUAAUUUGUGUGCCUUCGAUACACAGCUGGUACAGUAACACACUGACAAACACGAAACACUGGAAAUUUAGGGACAGAGGGGUGAAAGAGGCAAAAGGACAAUUUAUGCAUGAUCCAUGUGGUCAGAUGUUCAUAUGCUGUGCUCACUGACACUGUGUAGCUGGUAAUACUGACCAGGGAGCAGAAAGGAAGCAACGUUUUGCAGGUCAUUUCAGAUGCAUCAGCUAAACAAACACAAACUGUUUCUAUGCAGUCAGUGUGUCUGACAGCUAAAGGUCCAACUCACAGAGAAACGAAACUAACUCCACUCAGAGAUGGAGAAAGAUGAGAAAGGAAGAAGAGAGCUUCGAUUUAAAGGGAAGGAGUGCUCAUUUAAAGCUUACAUGUCAGUCCUCAUGUUUUUGAAUCAGUCCAACAGAUCAGAACUGUCAGAGUUAUUUUCCCAACUGGACCAUUACUGCAUUUGUUAUAAUGGUCCACUUGAGUCCACGAGUCGGAAUUUAUUAAACUUUUUUAUUUAUUUAUUUUUUAAAUUUUGAGUUUGUACAACCACAACGUAGGAGACCGGGGGACGGAAAAGAGAAAGGAGGCGAGGAGACGAGGCACUCCCCCAGCAGCUGGCUAGGCCAAAGCACUUUCCCCACGCUCCCCCACCCCCCAGUGCCCCGACUGUACUCAUUUUUCUGUUUAGUUGUAUUAUUUUAUUUUUACAUUAAUAUGGGCACAAGGUUCAGUUCCCUUUGCAUCAAACCAGCGGAGCUAUUUUUUUAUUUUAUUUUACAUUUCAGAGCUGGUACUUUUUUACUUUGACUUGAAUAAAGAGGUUGAAUCAGUA
This is a messenger RNA of Oreochromis niloticus (Nile tilapia), 2983 nucleotides long. Its product is annotated as butyrophilin subfamily 2 member A2. The transcript has 12 exons. Lineage: Eukaryota; Metazoa; Chordata; Actinopteri; Cichliformes; Cichlidae. The record is from RefSeq and is a predicted model, not a curated record. Gene Ontology annotation, cellular component: external side of plasma membrane. Gene Ontology annotation, molecular function: signaling receptor binding. Gene Ontology annotation, biological process: negative regulation of T cell proliferation; T cell costimulation; positive regulation of T cell proliferation. Bases 338 to 1399 code for a protein of 353 amino acids.